CCGGGGAAGGAGGAGAAUCUGGAGGCUGUAAUUUGAUCGGAUGGGUUUCUGUGGCUGUGCGGGGAUGAGGACGCGCCCCUAAAACCAAGGGCCUUGAGAGAAAGACAAGUCUCCACACAGACAGCCACAUCACUGCGGGUCCAGCAUGCUGCGCGUCACCGUGUUCCUCUGCGUCCUCGCCGCGUCCUCGUGCGCGCCGCCGCGCUCCUGCGAACCUGGAGAUCAAGCUUUAGGAAGAUGCAAGGAAGCAGUAAAAGAGAAAAUGCAGUGCACAGACAUGGUGCUUAGCUACUGCCAGGACGUGCCAUAUAGGCAUGUUGUCUUCCCCAACCUCAUUGGGCAGCAGUCGCGACAGGAGGCCGAGCAGAGCACUGAGUAUCUGCUGCUUAAUGUGCUGCACGGCCUGCUGGGGGGCGAGUGCUUGUCCGAGCUACGCCUACUUGGAUGCUCUGUGCUGGCUCCACGAUGUCGGAAUAAUGCCAGAGUCAAGCCUUGCCGCAGCUCAUGUGAGGCAGUGAAGAAGAACUGCGUGCAUGCCUUCGAUGCCAUCCGCAUGGCCUGGCCCUACUUCUUGGACUGUGAUCGUUUCUUUGCAGCUGAGGAAGAGGGCUGCCACGACCCGCUACUUGAGCUCAGAGCCAGGCAAGAUGUUGCCCUCUCUGGCAUCUCAGAUGGGGGUCAGGCUACCGUUCUUCAGUUCACAUACCACACUAAUGCACAAAUGUUCAGCAUCUUGAAGAAAACGGCAGCCAAAUGUCCUCAGAUUUCCCGAACCUACAGCAUCGGCCGUAGUGUGGAAGGCAAGGACCUGCUGGUCAUUGAGUUCUCCAGUAAUCCUGGACAACAUGAGCUAUUGGAGCCGGAGAUUAAGUUGAUCGGGAACAUGCAUGGGAACGAAGUUUUGGGCCGGCAGCUGCUCAUCUACCUGGCUCAGUACCUGUGCUCUGAGUACCUGCUGGGAAAUGAGCGCGUCCAGAACCUUAUCAACAACACACGCAUCCACCUGCUGCCCUCCAUGAACCCAGACGGCUAUGAGAUUGCCGCCUCUGAGGUAGCCGAUAGCAACGACCCUGAAAACGCCAACCCAGAAGGUCACUUGUAUAAUGGUUGGGUCAGUGGCAGAGCCAAUGCUCAGAACAUCGACCUGAAUCGCAACUUCCCUGACCUGACCUCCAUUUACUACAACCGACGACGCUUCAUCCGAUUCCGCACCGACCACCUCCCCAUCCCCGACUCCUACUGGUUGAAUAAGGUAGCUCCAGAAACCUAUGCUGUGAUGAAAUGGAUCAGGUCCAUUCCAUUUGUUAUCUCUGCCAGUCUACACGGGGGGGAGCUCGUCAUCUCAUAUCCCUUUGACUUCUCCAGACACCCCCAGGAGGAAAAAAUUUUCUCACCCACACCUGAUGAGCAGAUAUUUAAGCAAUUGGCCAGGACCUAUGCAGAUGCUCAUGAGACAAUGGCCAGCAAUGAGACACAGAGAUGUGGAGGCUCAUUUGCCAGCAGAGGAGGCAUCAUCAAUGGAGCUCUGUGGUACAGCUUUGCUGGAGGCAUGUCAGACUUUAACUACCUGCACAGUAAUUGUUUGGAACUGACGGUGGAACUCGGCUGUGAUAAGUUCCCUGCAGAGGAAGAACUUUACCCAGAGUGGCGCAGGAACAAGGAGGCUCUGCUCAGUUUCAUGGAGUCUGUCCACAGAGGAAUAAAGGGUAUUGUGAAAGACAGAGAUGGGAAUGGAAUUAAAGGUGCCAUCAUAUCAGUUAGAGGGAUACGGCAUGACAUCACUACAGCUGAAGAUGGUGACUAUUGGAGACUGCUGAUUCCGGGUGUCCACAUUGUAAGUGCCACAGCUCCUGGCUACUCUAAAGUGGUGAAGCGCGUCAAGCUGCCUCACACCAUGCAGAAGAUGGGCCGUGUGGACUUUGUGCUUAGAAAGGAGCCAGUAGAACCUGACCACGACUACUUAUCCAUCCCUGAGCUGGAUAAUUAUGAGCGCUUCGACCCUUUUAACGCAUUUGAGCAGCACAAUGAGCCAGACCAUGGAGAGAAUGGAGAGGAGAGAAGUGAGAAGCCUUGGUGGUGGGCUUACUUUAGUCAACUAGGGAUGUCUCCUCCCACCUGGCUUCUCAGGAACUAUUAGCAACUUCACAAUGCCCCUUAUUCCCAUAACUGCCUCCUGUAUUCAAAUUAAUGCACCUUAGGUUUCAAUUAUUGUCAGGAAGAUUUGAAAUAUAUAGUUUUCAUCCCAUUCUUAAGAUAAAGUGGGGCUAUAAUGUAUUGUUUAUUAAAGUCUAACACUUUAGUUUAGCUAACACUUUAGCUAGACCAUUGCUUGGCUGGGGUAAAAUAUAUAUAUUUGUUUUGUCAUGCAGACUUUUUAUGUGCAGGCACAUCAUGCCAAAACCUAUUUAAUGGAACCUUGGAUUUUCAUUCGACUCAAACCAGUGGUUCUGGGAAUCUGUUUUUCAUCAAAACACAUGACCUACAAUUGCAAAUGGACUGGAAUAAUUAAGUUACGGUGUGAAAAUCUGUUUCCUCUGAUUCAGUGUACAACUUAUGUACAAUACAUUUUUCCAUUUGAGGAGUUAACAAUUCCAUUUAUUAACCAAAAGUCUUUAAGCACUAAAAACUUUAGGUUUACUCUUUACAAUUCUACUCAACAUUGGGUCUAACUUCUGUCAGCUGAGGUCUACUUUUGUCUGAUCUCUGUGACAAAGCCCUAUUUUGGAUAUAAUCUCUGGAACAGAGCUCUACAUUAGGUUUCAAAUCUGUAACCAAUUUGGGUCUACUUUGGGUCUGAUCUGAAAAUUAGAUCUAAUACAACAAUACAUUGGGUCUAAUACAGUAAUAAUAUAAAUAAACAUGCAUUGCUAUGAUCUUUCUCAACCAAUUCUUAAGACAUGUUAAAUUGUAAAAAUGUUAUUCUGAACCCUACAACUCAGUAUUUCUCUGCUUUAGGAAGCUUGACUAACCAAAUUUUUUUCUUUUUUUUCUUUUCUGCAGCAAACAGUAUUGCAGUAAAUGUUUGAGAGGUUAUGUGACUUUACAGUGUGUAAAAUGGGGGCUUUCAGUGUCAUAUUUAGCAAAAUAUGUAACUGUAGCAUUGUAUGCAGUUAUCUGAAUACAUUUAGCCCAUAUCUGUUUCUCAGACCUGCAUAGGGUCUAAUCUGUAUCUGAGUUUAUAUUGAGUAUAAUCUAUAUCUCAGCUAUCUCUAUGACGGGCCAAAUCUAAACUGUAUCUGAAUUCUAUGAUGGGUCUAACCUGCUGUUGAGCUCUGUUGGGUCUAAUUUGUCUUUGAGCACUGCAUUGGGUCUAAUUUGUACUUCUCUAUCUGAGAUCUACAUUGGGUCUAAUAUGUACCUGAGCUCUAUAUUGGGUCUAAUCUGUUGCUGAGUUUUACAUUGGGUCUAAUAUGUAUUUGACCUCUAUCUGUCUUUGAGCUCUACAAUGGGUCUUAGCUGUACCUGGGCUCUAUGUUGGGUCAAAUUUCCAUAUCUGAGGUCUAUGUUGGGUCCUAAAUCUGUAACUAGGGUCUACAUUGGAUCUAAUUUUUAAUCAAAUUUUCCAUUGGUUCUAAUCACAGUCACUGGGGAUUAUGUUUGGUCUAAUCUCUCAAGAUAAGGUCUAUUUAAGCUCUGUUAAGUUUUACAUCGAAUCUAAUCCCUGUAUCUGAGGUCUCAGGCAUUUAGGAUCACUUUGUGUUUAACCUCUAUAGCUGAGGUCUGCUUUGCAUCUAAUUACAAUAAUUGAGGUUAGGUCUUUUUGGUCUAGUCUCUGAGACUUAUGUGAAAAUGCAAAUGUACUGCCAUGAGAAUUAUUUUGUUAGUCCAAUUGUUACAACUUCUAUGCCCUGCAUUGAGUAUAUGCAAAUAUAUACGUAUAUGUUUGUUAGUUGUUUUAGAUAUUUGCACAGUGUUUAUUAAAAUGUUGCUGUAUA
Molecule: messenger RNA, 3935 nt
Organism: Ictalurus punctatus (channel catfish)
Lineage: Eukaryota; Metazoa; Chordata; Actinopteri; Siluriformes; Ictaluridae
Gene: cpz
Product: carboxypeptidase Z
Exons: 11
Coding region: 146-2137 (663 amino acids)
Biological process (GO): proteolysis
Molecular function (GO): metallocarboxypeptidase activity; protein binding; zinc ion binding
Source: RefSeq, a predicted model, not a curated record